Messenger RNA from Stegostoma tigrinum, 3656 nucleotides. It is a transcript of the gene mterf4, whose product is annotated as mitochondrial transcription termination factor 4. Gene Ontology annotation, biological process: regulation of DNA-templated transcription. The record is from RefSeq and is a predicted model, not a curated record. Gene Ontology annotation, molecular function: double-stranded DNA binding. Lineage: Eukaryota; Metazoa; Chordata; Chondrichthyes; Orectolobiformes; Stegostomatidae.
ACCUUCCUAAAUAACACAUAUUCUUUCAGUUCCCUUAUCAUUUCUGUGAAUCUUAUUGCAUAUUCUCCGGAGCAUCCCUUUACAAUAUAGAAAUCAGAACUUCAAGUACAGUCCAACGAAAGGGCAACAUCACCCUCCUCCCUUUCACUUUGAUCCCUGAGCUCGCGGAACGUUUCUCCGGGGCCGGGCUGUCGGAGAGUCCUAGUCACCGACGGACAGCGGGAGGGAAGUGGAAUGAACAUGAGUCGGAGGCUGAAAGAGGUGACACAGCAGGCUCUACGCUUACACUGCCACCUCCACAGGAUUCAGGCAGCACGUACGUACUGGCAGCUCGCCACUACAUCGGAGAGAGAUGAUGGUCAUAAUGCAGGCACUUGGCCACGUGCCUGUCGUGGUGUCAGUACAGCUGGGAUUUCCAGGCGGUCUGAGAAAACAUCAUCAAACUCUCUUUCUGCUGCAAAGAUCAGAUCUGAGUUUUUAGAGGGUCUCGGGCAGACUGCUGCAGAGCGUUCUGGGAGGUCUGGCAUUGAUCCCUCAGUGCUGGAGAGUGUGAUCGACUCAAUUCUGAAGCUGGGACUAAGCCAGGCUCAGGUAAAAGCAGCUGCUCACGUUUGAAUCCCCAAAAUCACUGUGCAGCCUCCACAGAAGAGCCUCACUGCACUCAAUGUACUCAACCUCCUCGGCCUAAACCCAAGUAAUAUUAUCAAGAUCCUGGAGAAAUGUCCAGAGCUGCUUGGAACAAAGGCACAUCAACUUCAACCACUCAUUGAGAGCCUACAGAAGUAUGGGCUGGGAGAAGGCAGUCUACAACGUGUCUUGGUGCAUUCCCCACAGAUCCUGAAACCUCUCUGCAAAAGAGUGAACAACACAGUACGUUUCUUCAAAGACAAGUGUAUUUUUACAGCUGCUCAGAUCACAGAAUCCUUCGGACUUCACCUAAUGUCCUUUUCCGAGAAAUUUGAAGAAUUGGAAUAUAAGUUCCAGUAUGCCUACUUCAGAAUGGGUAUAAAACAAUCAGAAAUCGCAAAAUCCAUGUUAUUCCGGGUGUCAUUGGAAGAACUGAAGCAGCGGCACAUAUUCUUGGAACGGCUGGGACUUUACCAGACUCCAGAUAAGAAGGGACAGACUCAGAUUGUAAACCCAAAACUGAAGGACGUACUCUCCACCACUGAGGACUAUUUUCUGGCUAAAGUGGCCAGGUCAACCCAGGAACAGUUUGACAUCUUUAAGAAGCUACUGAGCCGUGAGGAGAUAGAGAAAGAAGAACUAGAGUCCUUAGAAGGGGGAGAUGAAGAGGAGCAACUGGAGGAGGACUACAGCAGUGAGGAAGAUAAUGGAUCAUUUUGGAGAAAUCACUGAGGUUAUAUUCCUGAAGGGGAUUAGGAGUUGGUGGUGAUUAAGUGGAGUGUUCAUGCUGGCGGACAUCAAUUAAAAUUGCAAAUGAAAAACAAAAGUACUAUUCAUUUUUUAAAAAACCACAUUCUCUGCUAGACUUUGUACAUAUGACCCUGUUUUAAAAUUGGUGUAAUGUAAUUAUAAACCAAGGUGAUUACUGUCAUGGUAAGGUGCUAUGGCAGUGCAGACCCUCUUUCAGUUACCCAUCAGCUGUUACUAGUCUGGUUGAGGUAAUCAGCUCCACACAUGUGAUACAUGUCAGAAAUAUGUUUGAAGUAAAUACAACUUGCAGGUUACCAUGAUUUCCUCAAUUGAGGAAAAGACCAAUGAAAACAUACUUUAAACACAAAUCAGUUUGAGAUAAACUUUACUGUUUACACAGCACAAAUACAAAAAUAUUGUAUGUAAAAGGUCAAGGAGGUACAAAGCUUAAAUAAUUCAUUCUGACACUUGGAAUCUUUAUGAAAUAUAUAAUAGAUUACACUUUAUAUAAUUCUCAUGACACUUGGUGAUCCCAACAGGUUUGGCAAGGUCAGGAUAAUGGUUAAAACAGUUCUAAUUGUUUCUGACUAGUCUGGUAAGAUGUUGUAGGUGUUGAAUUACACAUCACAGCAUUUAGGUACCAUUUGUACACACGAUGAUACCAAAUAUUUAUAAUCAGUCAAUGUAUAACUAAGGUCCCUGAAAGCUUACUAUACAGAGCAGAAAUUAACAAUUUAUAAUAAUUUUGACCUGUCAAACUAAGUUUUGUAAAUAUACAGAGUUUUGUAACACAUUGUAGAUAUAGCCAGACUAAAUCAGAAGUUGGAAUUAGUGUCAUUGUUGUGAAUGGGAGUAUAGGACAUUCUUUUGUUGUGGCUGUAUAUAACACAUUAAAGUAGGAUGGUAGAAAAGCAAUGCAGUUCAGAAGAGAAGCAGAAAUGUUUUUAAAUCAGGCUUCUGAAAAAUGGAGGUCGGGACCUGAAAUGUAGUUGUCAGCUGAGACAGCAGUAGCUACCAUGGAACGAAGAUUAACAGCAACACUUCAGCUUUAACAGCAUGCAAAUCCCCUCACCCACACCCUCUGCACACCAAUGUCUCACCAAGGGGCCCUCAGCUCUUGAAAUGGGCUCACAGGGGAGAAAGAUUUUGGGAAGUGCUGAUUUAUAUUCCCAACGUGCAGGGAGACUUUUAUCUCACAGCACCUUGUAACACAUGGGAAACAAAGAUAGCAAUAGUCUACUCAUGUCGUAAGAUAGAGUUGGUUAUACUAUUGAAGAACAGCUGACUAUUUCUUUAGGGAAGUGUGUAGUGCAAAGGUUAGCAAUCUGUUAGCCAAGUUGCUUUUUUUUGGAAUAGAAACCAGCUUUAUUAAAAAUAAACUGCCAGAACACCAGAAUAUAACUUAAAUGCACAAAAACAUUAAAUUAAAAUAACUAUCCAUUAACUUACUUCAUAUGGAAGCAAAGCUUUCGUGGUAACUUUAAUCUGGAACUAAGCAAUGCUGGAGAAUUCAGACUGCAGUCCUCGAAUGAAGAGAGAUAAUGAUGUCUAUCACUAAAUGGUUUCAUCAUUCAAUCCUUUGUUUUACAGUAAAAUGUAUAACUUUAGCAAGAAAUCAGUUAUAAAUUUGAGAAAUUUACUGAAAUCAGUUUGAGGAGUAGGCAAGAAGCGCAGGAAACCUUAAGCAAAUGCAUUUUAUAGGUUGCAAAUAACAUUAGAUGAUAGAACAAUGUAGAAUAUUGGUGACUGAAAGGUUUCAGUUUAAAAAAAACAGUAUGCUGGAAACAUUCACUUGGGAUUGCUGAUCAUCUCAGGAAAUCUACAGAACAACACUGUACAAUAAAUGACUUCAAUGAACCCUGAUUUCAACUCAAUUUCUCAAUAAAGGUGAAUUCAUUUGUUUUAAGUGCAAUAGUCCAUGUAGCUUAACAAGAUGUUGCUUUCUAAAAAUUCUGACCAAACUCUCUCCCUAGGUUCUGCAAAAUAAGCAUUAUGAAUUAUGACUCAUGCAGUGUAUAGCUCAACCCCAGCUGAAAUAGCAGUUCAGAGUGCGCAGUGAGGGGCUGUCUGGUUGUUGUUUCACACAAAUACCAAAACAUAUCUGUAAUAAAUCAAAUUCCCAAUGCACUAUCAACCAGAAACUGAAAUAAAAGAGCAAGCUUAAUUGAUUGUCAGAUUUCAAAGAUUUCCAAGAUGCUCUGAUCAGUGAACAAUGAUGAAUGGUCACAAAGAGCAAAACUAACAUUCCUGAUGUGUCUUAUUGACAUUCAGUACCCUCA